AUGGCGGAAGUAGUAUCAGCGGCUGUGAUUCGUCGCGGAGGCGCCGGCGGGAGCAACCGCGUCACGGACGGUGAUCUUGAGAGUUUCCUGUUCGGCGACGAUGGUGACGCGUCGGAGGUCGGCAAUCGUAGCCGUCGAUCCAGCCUCAGCUUCGAGCCGCUCACGGCGCACGACGAAGACGGCGCUCACGGCGGAGCCCGCGCCGGCAAUCACGGCGGAGGUCACGGCGGGGGUCACGCGGGGGGGCAGGGCGACAGGAGGCGGAUGAGCGUGGAGGAGAAAAACACGUUGUGGCGGGAAACCGUCCGCGCGCGCGUGUCGUUCAAGCGCGGAGGCGGAGGGUCGCGGGGGGAGCCGGAGGUACAGGAGCCGCUGGUGCCGCGGAGCGGGGAGCUGGUUCCGCCCGGAGUGACUCGGUCGCGGCCGCUAACGCCGCCGUUAGGGGCGGAGCGAGGCACGGAGAGGGUGACGGAGCGAAGCGGCGUGUCAGGGUUGGAGAUGACUCAUAGGAGCGGCGUUUCUGGCACGGGAAGGGGAACGGAAAGGGGAACCGAUAGGGGAACGGAGCGGGGGACGGAACGAAGCGCAACGGCUAGCGGAGCAGAGCGGUCUGGAAAAGGGGGUUCGAAUAAGGAUAAGGAGCGAGACGCGGCGGUGGUGGCAGCUGCAGCGAAGGUUCUGUCGGUGUCUGCUGCUGCGGCGAUCUGGGGGGGGAGUCAGAAGGAGGGCAGUACUGUGGGCACGGGGAGUAAAGUUGGGCCCGACUCUGCUAAUGUGUCUAAAAGGUCUGGCGCGACCCCCCUCUCAUCAGCAACACCUUGGAAAGGCGGCGCUCCCCCUCCCACGGACUACGACCCCUCACAGGAGGUGCCGAUGGGCAAGCACACGCACAUCCUCCUCCCUGACGGCACCUUCAAGGUCCCCACUGUGGAUGACCAUGAUGCCACCACCGCCACGGGGCAACACAACACCACGGGCAGGAGUAGUGGUGCUGGAGGGGGGAGCAACCGGCCGGUGAGGCAGGCUGCUGCUGUGCAUUGGGAGGAUUGGGCGAGCGAUGAGGAGGAGGAUGAGGAGCAGAUCGAUGCUGUGAUGCUGGAAGGUGAGUGGGAAGGGGGGGCGGAACGGGGAAAUGGGGGGCAAACCGCCACUGGCAGGAGCAGUGGAGCUGGGGGGGGGAGCAACCGGCCGGUGAGACAGCCUGCUGUGCAUGGGGAGGAUUGGGCAAGCGAUGAGGAGGAGGAUGAAGAGCAGAUUGAUGCUGUGAUGCUGGAAGAGAGCAAGCAGCCGGUGAGGCAGGCUGCUGCUGUGCAUUGGGAGGAUUGGGCGAGCGAUGAGGAGGAGGACGAGGAGCAGAUUGACGCUGUGAUGCUGGAAGACAUCUAUUUCAAAGUGAAGGCAGCGGAUAAGCGGCUGGACGACUACAAGAACCUGGUGUCGUUCCUCUGCUUCAUCGUGCUCUACCUGGUGGUGCUCUACAUGCAAGCAGACUCCACGGAUGGCUUUGAGGUGUCCACCGCGCACAACAUACUGCUCCCUUCGGGGGCAUCAGGCAGCGGGCUCAACGCCAUGAGUGGACCAGACGAAAUGUAUCAGUGGGUUAACGACAGCAUAAUACAGGAGUAUGCAGCAUUCGGGCGGUUCGGGUGUGAAGCAGACUGCGGGGUGUGUGAGAACGUGACCCACGUGGUGGUGCUUUGUCUCACCACUCCUCUCUCUCCCUUUCUCUACUGCCUCGCCUCGCCGCCAGGUGGUUCGAAGAGCCUCAGGUUCGAGGAGCCUCAGGUGUUUUCGGAGCUUCAAUCAGAGGUCGCGUUAGACCUCUUCAUUCCGGAUGGCGACUGGCAGGUCAAGCUCGACGCGCCGGGCGGCGGCGUUCGGGGGAUAGUGCAAGUGGUCGGCGCACUCAGUGGCAACGCCACUCUGCAACGAACCAACGGCAGGGGCGGCCGAACCAGCGCCCGAGGCUCGGCAACAGGCUGGGGAACGGCCUGGAGCGUGUCAGGCAACGGGGGAGAGGCAGGGGUGGUGGAUACAACACUAGCACAGCUAACAGACCUGGGAGCCAGUAAAGACGUAGUGGUAACAUGGGGUGGGUGUGCGACGAGUAAAUCAACGGUGGCGAAUGGCCGAUCGGCGGUGCUGGCUAAGAGGCUGUAUGGGUGUAGGGAGACGUGUGCUGCGAUGGCGGCGUGUGUGCUGGGCGCGUGUGAGAACGUGGGGGAGGAGGAGGCGUCGGGCGUGUUUGUGGACUGCGGGGUUGUGUGCAACAUGGCGCCCUUUACAAUCACACAGUACAGCAACUGGACUUGUCUUGAGAUGCUACGGACCACCACCACCAUCCUGAAGAACAUCAACUGCUCUGAUGCUACGGACCACCACCACUGUCCUGAAGAACAUCAACUGCUCAGUGAACGCCACAUUUGUCAUGGCUUUGAGAAGAAACGCCAGCAGCAGCAGCAGCUCCACCCCCAGCAGCAGCAGCAACAGCAGCAGCAGCAGCAGCAGCAGCAGCAGCAGCAGCAGCAGUGCACAUGUGACAUCCCACCAGCGCCGGUUGCUGCAGCUGGUCCGAGGGCAACCACCCCAGACACCGGCACUGCAGCAGAGGCAAGCACAGGGGCAUGUGCUGCGACAGACGAGCAUGCGCGCUUCCUUGGAAGACCAGGGGAAACUACAGAUGUUCCGGAGGAGCGGAUGAGACAAGGGGCAAAGACAAGAGAGGAACACGCGGAGGGAGGGACAGCAUCAGAAGAUGUUGAGGGUGGGGUGGCAGCAGAAGAAGCAGACGAGGUGGGGUUAGCAGCAGUCAAGGAGAAGGAGGAGGCAGAGGGAGGAGAGGUGGCAGAGGAAGAAGGGGAAGAUGGGAAAGAAGAGGAAGAAGCACGUGGGGGCUUUAGCGUGUGGACCCACAGCAGUAGCAGAGCAGUCAGCUAUGGACACACGGAGAGCAUGGAGAGCGUUGAGACAGUGCCAGCGCCCAGCCCACUUGCACAGACAGCAGCAGCAGCCACUGCUGACGCCUUGUUUCCUACCACCCUCACUGCUAAUUCUGCCAGCUUUGACUCGUACUCAGGCAGUAGUCUAACCCAACCGCAACAGCUGCAACCACCACCCCAGCAGCAGGAGCAGCAGCAACAGGUGUUUCAAGGCCAACAGCAGCAGGCAGACGCACAGGCGAACACACAGGCGGUCACAGACGCACAAGCAGUUUCACAGGCGAACACGCAGGCAGUGACAGGCGCACAGGCAGUGACAGACGCACAGGCAGUGACAGGCGCACAGGCAGUCACAGACGCACAGGCAGUCACAGACGCACAGGCAGUCACAGGCGCACAGGCAGUCACAGACGCACAGGCAGUCACAGACGCACAGGCAGUCACAGACGCACAGGCAGUCACAGUCGCACAGGCAGUCACAGACGCACAGGCAGUCACAGACGCACAGGCAGUCACAGACGCACAGGCAGUAACGGACGCGUGGGCGGCUCUAGGCCCCACGGAGCGGCAGCGAUGGUUCAACCUGCGAGUGGCCGUGAGCCGAGGGCUCUUCUCCUGGGUGGGGGAUGCCUGCCUCGCCAAUGUCUUCUCCGCCGUGUCUCUCGAUGCUGCCACCCGGGCCCGUGUUUCUGCCUUCUUCUGUGCGCUGCUGCACAGUCCUGGGGAAGCGCAGGGUGGGCAGGGUGCUGCUGCUGGUGCUGCUGCUGGCGGUGCUUCUGGUGCUGUUUAUGAUGGUGCUGGUGCUGGUGGUGGUUUUGGUGGAAGGCUGGAGAUUACGGAUACGGUUUUGACAAACGGAGCAGCUGUGGAUGCUACCCUGCUCGGCAGCAGCUUGACCAGCAGCAGCAGUUUGAGCGGAGGUGGUUCAUUUGACGUGGCAGCAGUGGGAGGGAAUGGCUGUGUGCUCGGCCCUUUCACAUCUGUCGAUGGAUCCAUGGCUGCUGCUGCUGCCCACUUCGCCUUUCACGGCUUCCCUCCUCCUCCUCCUCCUGCGUCCAAUAAUACCAACACCAACGGAACCGCUUCUAAGGCAGCUGCUUCUAACGGGGCUCCUUCUAAUGAAACCGCUUCUACCGCCAGUGCCUCUGCUCUGCUCUCCAGGCGUGUGCGCAUGUCCCGGGAUCAGUUUGCGCGGUUCGUGGGAACCUUCCUGGAUGCUGUGGAGUCGGUGGUGGUGGUGGAUGGGGCAACGUUGUCUCGCCUCUCGUCGCACCUCUACGUCGCUGGUAUCGGGCUUGUGGACGGCAGCAUAGAAGGCUGCAGUCUGCGUGAGUAUUGCUCUCUUUCCACUUUGUCAUCACCUUUAGUAGUGGUGGUGGAUGGGGCAACGGUGUCUCGCCUCUCCUCGCACCUCUACAUCGCUGCCAUCGGCCUUGUGGACGCCAAUGGGCGCUUGCUGGAGUGGGCAGUGGGGGCGGAUUUCAAUGUGAAAGUGGGGAGAGGUGACAGUGUGCAGUUUGUGUGGGCCGAUGACUAUCCUCACUCCGUGAAGGUGCGUGGGCUGGGCAGCAGUGCGGGCGACAGUCUUUUCAAGGGCUAUGGCGCCAACCGCAUGGUGCUAUCAAGGCACAGCCGCUGCGCGCCAGACAACGUGGGCACCAUGCCGCUAGAUGGCCCGCCACACCCGUGUGCCCUAUAUGGCCCCUCAGAUGCUCCUGUAUUCACCUACACGGCUGUCUUCACUCAAACUGGCUCCUACAAAGUGGAGUGCGGGCGGUUUGGGGCCGAUAUGACUGCGACAAUACAUGUUGUGGAUGAUAGCGAGGAUGACUCUAGUGAGUAUGCAGCUGUUGCUUUUCUCCUCGACCCAUUCUUUGAUGCCAACACCAACACCACCAACAACACCACAACCCCACCAAUCUCUCCACUCACCUCCUCCUGCUACCCCGGCUGCUCGUUCGGCAAUCUAGCCGACGGCCGCUGCGACCCCCUCUGCAACAACCACCACUGCGCCUUCGACGGUGGGGACUGCGAGUGCGCUACUCUGGCUGGAAGCGGUGGGGGAGUGGGGGGGGAGUGUCCGUGCCCGGCGGGGCAGACCAGGUCGGAGGCAGGCUCGUGUUGCCCCACCGAUGCUGUCGGCACGAACCUGCUGUUUCCGUUCCAGCUAAGGUCGUUCGGCCCGGACGCGCAUGCGAGCAACACGCAGUUCUCGGAGCUGUAUGAGAAGCCGCUGCACCGGCACGUGACCGAGCGGAACAGGUCGGAGGCAGGCUCGUGUUGCCCCACCGAUGCUGUCGGCACGAACCUGCUGUUCCCGUUCCAGCUAAGGUCGUUCGGGCCGGACGCGCUUGCGAGCAACACGCAGUUUUCAGAGCUUUAUGAGAAGCCGCUGCACCGGCACGUGACCGAGCGGAACAGGCUGCUAGUGGGUCUCUACGUGCUGCAGACCCGCUGGGGUUCCCGCGAAUGCCCUUCCAAGAAGUUCGCGAGCAUCUGGCCGCACUGCCUGACGAAUGCCACCAGCCUGAACUCCUUCGGCGUCAACCCACACUUCCUCCACCUCCGACCUCCUCGUGGCUUCCUGUGCCGCACUGUACCACACUACACCGCUCUGUUUCCAUCUGUUGACCCCUCUUCCUCUCCCCUCCCCCCCUCAACUAACAGGUUUGUAAACCUCUGGCCGCACUGUCUGACGAACGCCACCAGCCUGACCUCCUUCGGCAUCAACCCGCGCUUCCUCUCCACCUCCGACCUCUACGACCCCAUUGUGACUGCCGCCAACCAGACGGGCCUUGAGAACUCCACCCUCAGCUCUGCUCCUCUCUUCAACGACGAAGGGCUGCCUUAUGGCUUCGUUCCCCCCAUGGACGGCCUGGAGUCCUAUCUACUCGUAUUCGACAUCAAUCUGCACCGGGUGGCGGCCACCAAGCGCCUGCAGUACCUCGUGGAUGGAUUCUUCUUCGACAACCUCACCAAGUCCAUUGAGUUCGCCCUCAUCACUUAUAACGCGGAUGUCAACAUGUUCGUGCUCUCUAAGAUCCGCAUAGAGGUGGACGUGGGGGGCAAGAUGGGCUACUCAUACCGUCUGGUUCCGAUCCCAGUGGAGCCGUACUCGUCAGCCUCCUCCUACGCUCAGAUGGUGCUCGAGAUCAUCUACGUGGUGUGUGUGGCCUACAACCUGCUGGAGGAGAUCCGCAUAGAGGUGGACGUAGGAGGCAAGAUGGGCUACUCAUACCGCCUGGUGCCAGUCCCUGUGGAGCCGUACUCGUCCGCGUCCUCCUACGCUCAGAUGGUGCUCGAGAUCAUCUACGUGGUGUGUGUGGCCUACAACCUGCUGGAGGAGGUCAAUGAGAUGUUCCAGACGUACCGCCACUCGGGGAGCUUCCUCCACCAUUUUCGCCAGUUUGGCAACUGGAUCGACCUGCUCUCGCUCUCCAUCCAAGUCUGGGGCAUCGUUGUCUGGAUCAUCAUGGUACAGCAGCUCUCGCCUCUUUCCGACAUCAGCGUGCGCUACAACGUGUACACGUCACUCGACGACACGACAGCGCAGUUCUGGGCAGUCAACACGACGAACGGCGGCUUUGAGAGGGCGAUGCAGGUGUAUCGCACCAUGGAUGACAUCAUUCAGCUGCGCUCCUUCUACUUUGCUAUUCAAGGCAUCAAGAGCCUUGGAGAGGGCGGUGCAGUGGAGGUGUAUCGCAAUAUGGAUGACAUCAUUCAGCUGCGCUCCUUCUACUUGGCAAUCCAGGGAAUCAACGUGUUCCUGAUGGUGCAGCGUCUGCUGAAGCUGAUAGACUUCCAGCCGCGCAUCGGCAUCAUCACGCGCACCAUGGCACCAGCGCUCCCACCCAGCCAUCCUGCACUUCUUCCUCGUCUUCGGAAUCAUCUUCCUUGGCUUCUCCUUCUACGGCUACCUCGUCUUCUCCCACACACCAUCCUCUUCUCACCUCUCUCUCCCCUCUCCCCUCUCCCCUCUCCCCUCUCCCCUCUCCCCUCUCCCCUCUCCCCUCUCCCCUCUCCCCUCUCCCCUCUCCCCUCUCCCCUCUCCCCUCUCCCCACUCCCCUCUCCCCUCUCCCGCUCGCCCCACUUCCCUCUCUCCCCGCCCCUCUCUCCCCCCUAUCUUCCCCCACUCCAGAUGUCUUCCUCAUGGUGCAGCGCCUGCUGAAGCUGAUGGACUUCCAACCCCGUAUCGGCAUCAUCACGCGCACCAUGGCAGCAGCACUGCCAGCCAUCCUGCACUUCUUCCUCGUCUUCUCCCACACACCAUCCUCUUCUCACCUCUCUCUCCCCUCUCUCUCCCCUCUCCGCCCUCCCCUCUCCCCUCCCCCCUCCCCCCUCUCCUCUCUCCCUUUCUUCCCGCUCCCUCUCCCCCUGCUCCCCCCUGGCAGCGUCUUCCUGAUGGUGCAGCGCCUGCUCAAGCUGAUGGACUUCCAGCCCCGAAUCGGCAUCAUCACGCGCACCAUGGCAGCGGCCCUCCCAGCCAUCCUGCACUUCUUCCUCGUCUUCGGAAUCAUCUUCCUCGGAUUCUCCUUCUACGGCUACCUCGUCUUCGGCCGAACGCUCGAGCAGUUCCGCACCAUCCCCAACGCCAUGCUCUCCUGCUUCUUCAUGCUCAUUCAAGACAACUCCACCGCGUAUUACUACGCGAUGCUGGAGGGUUGGGAGCGGUUGGCUGCGUUUGUCUUCUGGCUGUCGUUCAUAGUCAUCAUGGUGUUUAUUCUGAUGAAUGUGGUGAUUGCUAUAGUGGUCGAUGCGUUCAUGGAUGUGAAGGAGGCGGCUCAGGAGGAGACGGCACUGCCGAUUGAUAUAUGGAUUCUGCUGCGGAACCUCUGGCAGCGGAUAUGCACGCCGUAUUGGAGUUUGAGAAAGCUGAGACACCACCUGCUGUUCCUCGGGACUUAUGAGAAGACCAGAGAGGAGGAGGAGGCACUGGCGAAGCAGCGCAAGUCGGCACUGGCAGAGGUGGUGGGGGAUGAUGUGCAAGGGGAGGAGGCACUGGCGAAGCAGCGCAAGUCGGCACUCUCAGAGGUGGCCAGGAGGCUGCUCAAGGGGUGCUUCAUGUCACAGGAGCGCGAGACAAUAAGGCUACCACUCCCCGAGGAGGCACUGGCGAAGCAGCGCAAGUCGGCACUCUCGGAGGUGGCAACGAUGCUGCGCAAGGGGUGCUUUACGUCUCGGGAGGAGCGCGAGAGAAGGAGGAAGAUGCACCAGACGGAGAGGGUGGUGGACACGCGCGUUAGAAUGAUGGACAUGAUGUCGCUCAGUGCCCUCAUGACCCGCACCUACGAGCGCAAGACGGAGAGGGUGGUGGACACACGCGUUAGAAUGAUGGACAUGAUGUCGCUCAGUGCCCUCAUGAACCGCACAUAUGAGCGCAAGACGAAGAGGGUGGUGGACGUGGGCAUCAACAAAAUGGACAUGAUGUCUCUUUACACGCUCAUGAACCGCACCUACGAGCGCAAGACGAAGAGGGUGGUGGACGAAGAGGAUGGCGUCUAUGAGUCCCACAAAGCCAGCAAGUCGUCCCAAGUGGACCCGGUCACCGUAGCAGAAUCAGUGAUGGGGCAGUUUGGGAAGAACGUGGAGAUGGCGUCUAUGAGUCCCACCAAGGCCAGCAAGUCGUCCCAAGUGAACCCAGAAACCAUAGCCGAGUCAGUCAUGGGGCAAUUCGGGGAGAACGUGGAAGUAGCUCUUUUAGGAGAAAAACCCAAGAAAGGCAAGAGCGGGGAGAUGUCUCACAUCAAACGGUCCCUGCAGCGGCUGGAAGAGAACGCAGAUGAGACAGCGUAUGUGCUGCUGCAGGUGCAAGAGUCUCUGGAGAAAAUGAGAAGGGAGCAGGAGGAGAUGCAGCAGCAGCAGCAGCUGAUGCUGCUGCGGGGGUCUGGGAAGGAGAGGCGGCCGGAGUUGGGGUUGGUGAGGGGGGGGCGGCAGUGGAGUAGGGUUAGGAGGCGAUUUGAGGAUGAUGAUGAUGGUGAUGAUGAUGAUGCUGAUGUUUCUGCUGCGGCUGCUUCGCGCGGUUGGGGUGGCGGCGGCGGGAGCAGCAACCGUGGUGGUUUUGGCGGUGCUGCUGCUGGUGAUUCUUCUGGGUCUGGUGCUGGUGCUGGUGCUGCUGGUGCUGGUGGCGAUGGCACUGGUGAUACCGCUGUCAGUGGCUCUACCAAGGGUAUAACUCACUCCUCCAGUGCAGGGGAGGCAACUUUAACCGCACUGACCAGGCAGUUCCCUCGAUCCAUCUCAGGCAUGAAAGGAAGCCUCUCUUUCGAGCAGCUCGCUCCCACCUCCCCCACGCGCACCCCGACGCUCCACACCAACAGCCUGCCAAGUCCCAUCAUACCUGGGUUUAUGAGUAGGAGGAGGACCGACAGUGCGUUGCUGCCAGGCAGCAGGCAGAACCCUCACGUGGCGGGUCUAACUGGUGGGUUGAGCUUCAGUGACGGUAUGCGGGGGGGAGGUGCGGGAGCGGGAAGGGGAGAGGCAGGGGAGGGGAUCGGUGGGCUGAGUCCGAUUGCGAGUGUCGCCAGUGGGCAUAUGGGUUUCAUGGGGAAUGGGGGGAUGAUGAGUCCGGUAGGAUCUCACAGCAUGGGGGUGGGGUGGGCAGGGCAUGGGGCGGCAACGGGCAGAGGCAUGGGAAUGGGGGAGUUUGGGAAUCCAGGCAGGCAAAGGCGGGCCCGAAUGGCCCAUAUGAAGUCCUUUGGGGGAGAUGAGCCGAGUAUUCUUGAUGCUGUGGCUAGGCUUGGUGGGGGGUUGGGGCGGAUGGGCGGCGAGGAGGUGGGGAACACGAGUGGGCGGCACCGGCCGGUUGGUUUUGGCAGCAUGCCGAGAGGGGCGGCGGAGGAUCUGAGCAUGAGAAGGAAAAUGGUGGAUUUUCCUUCUAUGGGAGCCGGGAUGGGUAUGGGGAUGGGUGCAGGGUGGGGAAUGGGUGGUGAGGAUGUGGGGAAUAUUAGCGGGCGGCGAAGAGCUUUAGAGUACGGGUCAAUGAGACGAGGAAUGCCGGGCGGCGGCACGGUCGGCGCAGGAAUGGCAUCCCCUUACCGGGGCGGCGGGUUCUUAGGCUCGGGAACGGCAGGGUUUGCCCAGCCUCGGUCGAUCAUGGCAGAUGGUGGGUUUGGAAACCGGAAGUUCGGGGAAGGCAUGGGGGUGGGUAGUAGGAGAAUGGCGGGAGGGGAGAAGCAAGGGAAUAGGGCUUCGGCAUUGCUGGCGGAGCUUCAGGCUGCCCGGGCGGUGGGAGGGGCGGGGAGUUGGACGAGGAUUCAUGAAGGGGAGGUGAAGAGAGUGCAAUACAGUAGCUUUGCCGCCAUGUCGAGACGCUAUGACAGCCGCACGACGACGUUUUCGCCAGAAGGCCGGCUGUUCCAGGUGGAGUAUGCAAUGGAGGCCAUCAGUCACGCAGGAUCCGCCAUAGGCAUUCUCGCCACGGACGGGGUGGUGCUGGCAGCGGAGAAGCGCAUCACGUCGAAGCUGCUGGAGAGCAGCAAGACGAACGAGAAGAUGUACCGAAUCGACGAUCACGUGGCUGCUGCUGUCGCUGGGAUUACUGCUGAUGCGAACAUUCUUGUGAAUUCCGCUCGCCUCGCUGCCCAGCGCUACACGUACGCGUAUCAGGAACCUAUUCCCAUGGAGCAGCUAGUGCAGUCUCUGUGCGACACCAAGCAGGGCUACACGCAGUUUGGUGGUCUGCGUCCCUUCGGCGUCUCCUUCCUCUUUGCAGGGUGGGACAAGCACCAUCAGUUCCAGCUGUAUCACUCAGACCCCUCAGGGAACUACGGCGGGUGGCGGGCGUGUGCCAUAGGAGCCAAUCACGGCGCAGCACAGUCGCUGCUGAAGCAGGAAUACAAGGAAGAGAAGGGGCCAGGAGGGGAGGCGAUCCCGGGGAUGGACCUGGAAGGGGCAGUGCAGCUGGCGCUGAAGGUGCUGAGUAAGACCAUGGACAGCACGAGCCUGAGUGCUGAGAAGAUUGAACUGGCUAAAGUGUGCCUGGAGGAUGGACAAGUCAGGUACCGUGUGUUUGGGGCAAAGGAGAUUGAUGAGUUGCUGCUCAAGUAUGAAAUGGCUCAACCCAAGGAGGAGGAGAGAUGA
This is a messenger RNA of Closterium sp. Naga37s-1, 11019 nucleotides long. NCBI's taxonomy places the organism in Eukaryota, Viridiplantae, Streptophyta, Zygnematophyceae, Desmidiales, Closteriaceae. The record is from the annotation of a GenBank genome assembly.